Papaver somniferum (opium poppy) is the source of this 606-nucleotide messenger RNA. RefSeq lists its product as uncharacterized. The coding region runs from base 1 to 606 and encodes 201 amino acids. The transcript has a single exon. The record is from RefSeq and is a predicted model, not a curated record. NCBI's taxonomy places the organism in Eukaryota, Viridiplantae, Streptophyta, Magnoliopsida, Ranunculales, Papaveraceae. Gene Ontology annotation, molecular function: RNA-DNA hybrid ribonuclease activity; nucleic acid binding.
AUGCUUUUUGAGCAAGUGAAGCCUAGUACUCAAAGCUUUAAGAGUAGAGUAAAAAAAACAAUAUAUGGAGGAGGCUUCGGAAUCAAAAGCAACAAGUGGAAUACUGACAAUGAUAUCCAGGUAAUUCUCUCUUUUAAUCUGGGAUCAAGAAAAAUUAAAUUUCAAUGCAUUAAACCUUGCUUCUGGAUACCACCAAGUACUGGUUGUGUUAUGUUUUUCUGUGAAGGAGCAUCCAUUGGAAAUCCAGGAGCUGCUGGUUUUGAUGUAGUAAUAAGAGAUCACUUCAGUCAAGUUUUGGGAGUUAUUUCUGGAGGAAUUGGCAUUGCUAUUAAUUACAUUGCAGAAGUAUAUGCAAUCAUAGGUGCAGUUGAAUUGGUAGUAGAAUGGAAAUUGCAUAAUAUAAUUCUGAACUCAGACUCCAAAACAGUCAUAUCUGAAUUUGCAGAAAACAAGAUGCCAUGGUUUGUAAAAAUGAGAUGGAUGACGGCAGUAAGUAAAAUCCAUUCAAUCACAUUCUGGCACAACUUAAAAAAAGUUAAUUUUGCUGCAGAUACAGCUGCAAAAAGAGGUGCCAAACUGGCAGCAGAGCAAAAGCAAAUCUUCUAG